This is a messenger RNA of Osmerus eperlanus (European smelt), 4316 nucleotides long. RefSeq names its product MORC family CW-type zinc finger 2 (gene morc2). Gene Ontology annotation, cellular component: nucleus. Gene Ontology annotation, molecular function: zinc ion binding. The transcript is spliced from 28 exons. Bases 212 to 3412 code for a protein of 1066 amino acids. Lineage: Eukaryota; Metazoa; Chordata; Actinopteri; Osmeriformes; Osmeridae. The record is from RefSeq and is a predicted model, not a curated record.
GAGCGAUUGAGACAGGUUUCUAGUCUCUACUGCGGCCUACCGUGGAACUGUUAGUGUAUGUAUUAUCGACAGAGAGCUAACUAGCUAGCUAUGUCUAAUUUCUUCUCAUUUCUUUGACGGAUAUUUCACACGGACCUGGAGUGAUUCUGAAGUUUCUUGCCCAGAAAAACGGGCCUUCAAGAAGACCAGGACAUAGUUUAAGUGAAAGGUCAUGGCUUUCUCCAACUACAGCAGUCUGAACAGAGCUCAGCUUACCUUUGAGUAUCUUCACACCAACUCGACGACACACGAGUUCCUGUUUGGAGCACUGGCUGAGCUCGUGGACAACUCCAGGGAUGCCAAUGCCACCCGAAUUGACAUCUAUACAGAAAAAAAAGCCGACACACGGGGAGGCUACAUGCUCUGUUUCCUUGACGAUGGCACUGGAAUGGACCCGAACGAGGCGACUCACGUCAUCCAGUUUGGAAAGUCCAGCAAGCGCUUUCCAGAGUCCACUCACAUCGGCCAGUACGGAAACGGACUGAAAUCGGGCUCCAUGAGAAUUGGGAAGGACUUCAUUUUGUUCACCAAGAAGGACAACACAAUUUCCUGCCUGUUCCUGUCCAGAACGUUCCAUGAGGAGGAAGGGCUGGAUGAGGUGAUCGUCCCUUUGCCCACCUGGGACCUGAGGACCCGGAUGCCCAUCACUGCCGACAUGGAGAAGUUCACUGUGGAGACGGGACUCAUCUAUAAGUACUCCCCCUUUAAAAACGAACAACAGCUGAUGGAGCAGUUUAACAAGAUCGAGAGCAGCAGUGGGACCCUGGUGAUCAUCUACAACUUGAAGCUGAUGGACAACAGAGAGCCUGAGCUGGACGUGGAGACAGACCACCAGGACAUCCUGAUGGCUGGGACUCUCUCAGAGGGCGUGAAGCCAGAGCGCCGGUCGUUCCGAGCGUACGCCGCCAUUCUGUACAUCGACCCUCGCAUGAGGAUCUUCAUCCAGGGACACAAAGUGAGGACCAAGAGGAUGUCCUGCUGUCUGUACAAACCCAGGGUGUACAAGUACACGUCGACCCGCUUCAAAACCCGCGCUGAGCAGGAAGUGAAGAAGGCCGAUCACCUCGCCAAGAUCGCGGAGGAGAAGGCUCGCGAAGCGGAGAGCCAGAGUUUAGCAGUUGAAGCCAAAUUGGGAGGUGACCUGUCCAAGGAUGCACGAGCCUCUCUGAGGAAGGCCCAGGACUCCGCCAUGAUGCUGCGCCGCGACGCAGACAUGAAGAAGAAGAUCCUGGAGUCCAAACAAAGGGCGCUGAAGGAGCCCAAGGAGCUGAACUUCAUCUUCGGCGUGAACAUCGACCAGCGGGACCUGGACGGCAUGUUCGUGUACAACUGCUCCCGCCUCAUCAAGAUGUACGAGAAGACGGGACCCCAGCUGGAGGGCGGCAUGGCGUGUGGGGGCGUGGUGGGCGUGGUGGACGUGCCCUACGUGGUGCUGGAGCCCACUCACAACAAGCAGGACUUUGCGGACGCUAAAGAAUACAGGCAUCUUCUGAAAGCCAUGGGAGAACAUCUCGCCCAGUACUGGAAGGACAGCAACAUCGCUCAGAAGGGCAUCGUGAAGUUCUGGGAUGAGUUUGGCUACCUGUCAGCCAGCUGGUCAGCUCCGCCCUCCUCAGAGCAGCGCUACAAGAGGCGACGGGCCAUGGAGAUUCCCCUCACCAUACAGUGUGAUAAGUGUUUAAAGUGGAGGACGCUGCCGUUCCAGAUGGAUGCUGUGGACAGACGCUACCCCGACAGCUGGGUGUGUCUGAUGAACCCAGACAGCACCCAGGACAGGUGUGACGCGGCAGAGCAGAAGCAGAACCUGCCCUGUGGGGCUCUCAGGAAGGUGGUGCAGACGGCCGAGGACAAACAGAAGGAGCUGGCAGAGAAGAUCAGACUGCAGCAGGAGAAGUUGCAGGCCCUGCAGAAAACCAGCACCAUCAAAUCGUCCGCAGACCUGAAGAAGCUCCCUCUGGACGUCAGCAUGAGACCUGCCUCCGAGGGCUCUCCUCAGGCCACCAGGUCGUCUGAGAGAGUCCUCACCCGGCCUCGCUCCCCUCCUCUCCCCUUCCACCUCAAAAACGCUCCCAGCAUCCCGCCCCCGGUCACCCGGACGCCCGCUGUCUCGGCCCGGUCGCCACGAACAUCCGCACCUCCUCCGGCACCCAAAGUCGAACAAUCCCGAGCCAGAGCUGCAGCUAAGACGCUGCCACCUGGAGCAAAGCCCGCCCCUAAAGCCCCAGCCAAAGCACCAGCUAAAACUCCCCCAGCCAGCCGGAACUCUCGGACACCAACCAAGCCGUCAACCGCCAGAACCUCCGCUCUGGGCAACACACGCAAGAGAGUGGUGGAGGAAGAUGAGAGUGAGGAGGAAGACGAGGAAGAACAGGAGGAGGAGGAGGAGGAGAAGGAGGAAGACAGUGAAGAGGAGAGCGAGGAGGAAAUACUGCCCAGGAAAUCCAAGAUGGCCACCGCCGCAGGGAGCCGAGGAAAAGCUGUGGAAAAGGCCACUCCUGCCAAGAGGGGCAAAGUGAAUGAGCCUGGAAAGAGGGGCGUGAACGCCACGGCAACACGGCCACCCCCCGCCACCCCGCCCUCAGCCAGCAAAGCCACACCCGCCUCCACCCCUAAACCCGCCCCCUCCGCGCAAGCCGGGUCUAAAACCAAGGUAUCCGAUGACGACCACGAUAACGACCCUGAGAAGGACUUGAAGAACACUCAGAAAGACAAGGGUCUGCUGGUGGAAGUUCGCGUCAACAAGGAAUGGUACACUGGGAAAGUGGUUGCCGUGGAGACAAACAAACAGAGCGUGCGCUGGAAGGUGAAGUUUGACUACGUCCCCAGGUCCACCCCGAAAGACCGCUGGGUGUUUAAAGGCAGCGAGGAUGUAAGGUUGAUGAGGCCCCCUUCCCCAAUCACACAGACACCAGACACACAGCAGGGGGCGGAGCCAGAGAAAGGCCCUUCCCCCAUGGAGCCAGACACCACCCAACCAGGAACCAGUCGAGAGGUGACUGAGAGCCUGGUCACCAUGAUGAGGACACUGCUGCGGUAUUUCUUCCCUCCUGACUUCCGGAUCCCCAAGGACGACGUCAACAGCAUGACAGCCGAGGAGCUGGUGGCCUUUCCCAUGAAGGAGUACUUCCAGCAGUACGAGCUGGGCCUGCAGGCGCUGUGUAACUCGUACCAGAACCGUGCGGACGCCAGGGCCAAGGCAGUGGAGGAGAAGAGCAGCAGCGCCGAGACCAAGCUGAAGGAGGCGGACGAGAAGCUGCAGAAGCUGCGGACCAACAUCGUGGCCCUGCUGCAGAAGGUCCAGGAGGACAUUGACAUAAACACAGACGAUGAACUGGACGCCUACAUAGAAGACCUGCUCACCAAGGGAGACUAAACCACAGAAGAGGAAAGGCCGGAGAGGAGAGAGAGGCUCCUGGACUCCUGACAGGACGAACACACGCUCUGCUCUCUCUCCCUCCUCUCACCACCAGCGCUCUGUUCGAUCGAGGGCUUGGGGUUUCAUCUUGCCAAUCCAUGCCAACGCGCUUCUGUGUUCGUGGGGCGGAGGGCAUGGUCUACACGCGCACACACGUCCUGAGCACAGGGGAACGAACCCCUCUGUUGAUUAGACUCCUGUUUGUUUUUAUAAAACUGCAGUAUUUUUCACCUUAUAUCGUUUCUGUUUAACUGGUCGUCCGUGUUCUCUCUGGGUUUGGAUGGGUUCUAGGGCAUGUUUUCAUUUUAGUCCAUUUGUAUAUCAGCUAGCAACUCUAUGUAAAAUCUAUAUUAUAUUACAGUAGGGCCAACCAGUCUUGAUUUGUUCGUGUCAAAUCUGUCCUGAAUCUGUGGGUUUGAUGCCUUUUACUGGGUCUGUUUAACAGUCUUGUGUUGACCCGUGAUUGGAAGUAUGUGUGAGAAGCAUUACUGAAGCAGUCCGUGUACUAGCACUCACCAGGUUCAUCCUUUUCUCCUCAGAGUAGUCUAUCUACCUAUUGUGUUGCUUGGGUAUCGCACUCACGAAAUGUAACUACUUACUGCGUUUUAUCAGUAUGGUUAUGUCCACACCGCCCUUGUUAUUGUGACUUGACUGUUCUCUGUGUUCGUUUUGAUCUCUUAUCGUUUUUUGAAUAAUCAUUUGUUGAGUUACCCAAAGGUCUGUGUUCAUAUUAUAUUCGGUGCCCAUGUUUCUUCUAAAAUAUAUUUUUACCAUGUCAUGGCAACAUUUUAUUGAAAGGUGCACGUAAUAUGACCUUUGUAUUACCAUUAAAGAAAAAUAAAGUAUUUUUCACUGAUCUACA